Orycteropus afer afer is the source of this 4316-nucleotide messenger RNA. RefSeq names its product RIC1 homolog, RAB6A GEF complex partner 1 (gene RIC1). Gene Ontology annotation, molecular function: protein binding. Gene Ontology annotation, biological process: retrograde transport, endosome to Golgi; intracellular protein transport. Lineage: Eukaryota; Metazoa; Chordata; Mammalia; Tubulidentata; Orycteropodidae. Gene Ontology annotation, cellular component: Ric1-Rgp1 guanyl-nucleotide exchange factor complex; cytosol; Golgi membrane. The record is from RefSeq and is a predicted model, not a curated record.
AUGUAUUUCCUGAGCGGCUGGCCCAAGCGGCUGCUUUGCCCGCCGGGGCGCUCGGCUGAGGCGCCGCUUCAAGUCCAGGCCGACCCUCACAGGGCUUUCUUCGCUGUGCUGGCUCCGGCUCGUCUCAGCAUCUGGUACAGCCGACCUAGUGUGUUAAUUGUAACCUACAAGGAACUCGCAAAAUCAUCUGCUCAGUUUGGAUCUUACAAACAAGCUGAAUGGAGGCCAGAUAGUACCAUGAUAGCUGUGUCAACAGCAAAUGGCUACAUCCUAUUUUUUCACAUUAUAUCUACAAGAGGGGACAAGUACCUUUAUGAACCUGUAUAUCCCAAAGGAAGUCCACAAACAAAGGGAACUCCUCAUUUUAAGGAAGAGCAGUGUGCUCCAGCAUUAAAUUUAGAGAUGAAGAAAAUAUUGGACUUGCAAGCACCUAUCAUGAGAUUGCAGUCUGUGCUGGAAGAUCUCCUGGUUGCUACUUCUGAUGGACUUCUUCAUCUUAUUCACUGGGAAGGCAUGACAAAUGGAAGGAAAGCCAUUAAUCUUUGCACAGUACCCUUUUCAGUAGAUCUGCAGUCAUCUAGAGCAGGUUCAUUCCUAGGCUUUGCAGAUGUGUAUAUCAGAGACAUGGAAUACUGUGCCACACUGGAUGGGUUUGCCGUUGUGUUUAAUGAUGGCAAAGUGGGGUUUAUUACACCAGUGUCAAGUAGAUUGACUGCAGAGCAGCUUCAUGGAGUUUGGCCCCAAGAUGUUGUUGAUGGAACUUGUGUAGCAGUAAAUAACAAGUAUCGACUAAUGGCAUUUGGUUGUGCAAGUGGUUCUGUGCAGGUAUACACAAUAGAUAACACCAGUGGCGCCAUGCUGUUAUCUCAUAAACUAGAGCUGACAGCAAAACAGUAUCCUGACAUUUGGAACAAAACAGGAGCUGUUAAAUUAAUCAGAUGGUCUCCUGACAAUAGUGUUGUAACAGUGACCUGGGAGUACGGAGGACUCUCUUUAUGGAGUGUGUUUGGAGCCCAGCUGGUUUGUACCCUUGGAGGAGAUUUCGCUUAUAGGUCUGAUGGUACCAAAAAAGAGCCCCUUAAGAUCACUUCUAUGAGCUGGGGUACAGAAGGCUAUCACCUGUGGGUAAUCAGUGGAUAUGGUGGUUCUCAGAAUACUGAAACUGAGUCCGACCUCAAGAGCGUAGUUAAACAGCCUGGCAUUCUCCUAUUUCAGUUUAUCAAGAGUGUACUCACCGUAAACCCUUGUAUGAGUAACCAAGAGCAAGUGUUACUACAGGGGGAGGACCGCUUGUACUUGAACUGUGGGGACGCCUCCCAAGCCCAGAAUCCACGGAGUUCUUCAGCACAUUCUGAGCAUAAGUCCAGUCAGGAAAAGAGUCCAUUUUCUGAUGGAGGUUUAGAGUCUCAGGGUUUAAGCACUUUGCUCGGACAUCGGCACUGGCAUGUUGUACAGAUUUCCAGCACCUAUCUAGAGAGCAAUUGGCCUAUACGGUUUUCAGCUAUUGAUAAGCUUGGACAGAAUAUUGCUGUGGUUGGCAAGUUUGGUUUUGCACAUUACUCUUUACUCACCAAAAAAUGGAAACUUUUUGGAAAUAUUACCCAGGAACAAAAUAUGAUUGUGACAGGUGGCUUAGCCUGGUGGAAUGAUUUCAUUGUCCUUGCAUGUUACAGCAUAAGUGACCGUCAAGAAGAGCUCAGAGUAUAUUUGCGGACAUCAAAUCUGGACAAUGCAUUUGCGCAUGUCACCAAAGCACAAGAAGAAACGUUACUGCUUAGUGUCUUUCGGGACAUGGUGAUAGUAUUUCGAGCAGACUGUUCAAUAUGCCUUUACAGUAUUGAAAGGAGAUCUGAUGGUCCAAAUACUACUGCCAGUAUUCAAGUUCUUCAGGAGGUCUCCAUGUCACGCUACAUUCCUCAUCCUUUCCUGGUAGUAUCUGUUACUCUGACAUCAGUGAGCACAGAGAACGGAAUCACCUUGAAAAUGCCACAGCAGGCUCGUGAUGCAGAGAGCAUUAUGCUCAAUCUUGCAGGGCAGCUCAUCAUGAUGCAGAGGGACAGGUCUGGCCCCCAGAUCCGAGAGAAGGAGAGCAACCCCAGCCAGAGGAAACUGCUGCCCUUCUGCCCUCCUGUUGUCCUGGCCCAGUCUGUGGAGAAUGUCUGGACUACAUGUCGAGCAAACAAGCAAAAGCGCCACCUGCUGGAGGCCCUGUGGCUGAGCUGCGGUGGCUCAGGCAUGAAGGUCUGGCUUCCACUCUUCCCUCGGGAUCACCGCAAGCCUCAUUCCUUCUUGUCCCAGCGGAUCAUGCUGCCUUUCCACAUCAACAUUUACCCCCUGGCUGUUCUGUUUGAAGAUGCAUUGGUCCUGGGUGCCGUCAAUGACACUUUGCUCUACGACUCUCUGUGUGCUCGAAGCAGUGCUCGGGAGCAGCUAGAGGGGCUCUUCCCCUUUUGUGUCGUGGAGAGAACCUCGCAGAUCUACCUCCACCACAUUCUGCGCCAGCUCCUGGUCCGGAACCUCGGAGAGCAGGCCCUGCUGCUGGCCCAGUCCUGCGCUACGCUCCCUUACUUCCCGCACGUGCUAGAGCUCAUGCUGCACGAAGUGCUGGAGGAAGAAGCUACCUCACGGGAGCCCAUUCCCGACCCUCUGCUUCCCACAGUGGCUAAGUUCAUCACCGAAUUCCCCCUCUUCCUGCAGACAGUCGUCCACUGUGCCAGGAAGACCGAGUAUGCCCUGUGGAACUACCUUUUUGCAGCUGUAGGAAACCCUAAGGAUUUGUUUGAGGAAUGUCUGAUGGCUCAGGAUUUGGACACAGCUGCUUCUUAUCUUAUUAUCUUACAGAAUAUGGAAGUCCCAGCCGUAAGUAGGCAGCAUGCCACACUGCUGUUCAACACAGCGCUGGAACAAGGCAAAUGGGGCCUCUGCCGACACAUGAUUCGGUUUCUUAAAGCCAUUGGCUCUGGAGAAUCGGAGACUCCUCCAUCCACACCCACAGCUCAGGAACCCAGUUCAACUGGUGGAUUUGAGUUCUUCAGGAAUCGAAGCAUCAGUUUAUCCCAGUCAGCAGAAAAUGUGCCUGCAAGUAAAUUCAGCUUACAGAAAACACUCAGUAUGCCGACUGGUCCUUCUGUUAAAAGAUGGAGCAGAGAUAGUGAUUCUGCCGAGAACAUGUACAUUGACAUGAUGCUCUGGAGACAUGCUCGGCGCCUCCUGGAAGAAGUGCGGCUCAAGGACCUCGGCUGCUUUGCCGCCCAGCUGGGCUUUGAACUGAUUAGUUGGCUAUGCAAGGAACGGACCCGGGCCGCCCGGGUAGACAACUUUGUGAUAGCCCUGAAGAGACUCCACAAAGAUUUCCUGUGGCCACUGCCCAUCAUCCCAGCCCCUUCUCUCAGUUCUCCCUUCAAGAAUGGAAAGUACCGAACAGUAGGAGAGCAGCUAUUAAAGUCUCAAUCAGCUGGUCCUUUUUUAAACCUUGAGAUGGAUACUGCCAUCUCUAAUGUCCAACGAAGUCAGAGCUGGCUUGGCAACCUCGGCCCCAGUCAUCAUGAGAUAGACUCGGCCUCAUCCUAUGGAGCACAAACACAAGACGCCUUCCUGUCACCUCUGUUCAAUAAAGGUGAUGAAUGCAGUAUUGGUUCAGCCACAGACUUGACAGAGAGCAGCUCCAUGGUGGAUGGGGACUGGACAAUGGUGGAUGAGAAUUUCUCCACACUCAGCCUGACCCAGUCAGAGCUGGAGCACAUCUCCAUGGAGCUGGCGAGUAAAGGGCCUCAUAAGUCUCAGGUCCAGCUUCGGUAUCUGCUGCACAUUUUCAUGGAGGCUGGGUGUCUGGACUGGUGCAUUGUCAUCGGCCUGAUUCUCAGAGAAUCCUCAAUCAUCAACCAGACUUUGGUUAUUAUUCAGUCGUCAGAGGUGGAUGGAGAGAUGUUACAGAACAUAAAGAUGGGGCUGCGUGCUGUGGACAGAUGGGCCUCCACAGACUGCCCUGGAUAUAAGCCAUUUUUAAACAUCAUUAAGCCACAACUGCAGAAGCUCAGUGAGAUGACAGAAGAUCAGGUCCAGCCCGAAGCUUUCCAGCCAGUCUUGGUGGGUAAGAACCUAGAACAGACAAGCCCAAGGGCAGAGGAGAGUAGAGGUCCUGCAGGCCACAGCAUCAUGCCCCCAGGGGAGGCCGGGGGCAGCACCGUGGGCAGCCGAAAGGAGGAGGCCACCACCAGAGCGGAAGAGGAGGAGACUUUCCCAGAUGGGACUUUCGACUGUUCUGUGUCCUGACAGCAGGGGGCACCCUCUCUAUGGGCAGUGUUGAGUAGCAGCAG